Messenger RNA from Babesia sp. Xinjiang, 3552 nucleotides. Its product is annotated as Exportin-1. The transcript has a single exon. Gene Ontology annotation, molecular function: small GTPase binding; nuclear export signal receptor activity. Lineage: Eukaryota; Apicomplexa; Aconoidasida; Piroplasmida; Babesiidae. Gene Ontology annotation, biological process: ribosomal large subunit export from nucleus; protein export from nucleus; ribosomal small subunit export from nucleus. The record is from RefSeq and is a predicted model, not a curated record. The coding region runs from base 1 to 3552 and encodes 1183 amino acids. Gene Ontology annotation, cellular component: cytoplasm; nucleus.
AUGGGAGACCCACGUAUUCUAUUAGACCCUUCCAGGGUAUUUGACGAAGGGAUGGUUGUAGUUCUGGACUCUGUUAUAGACGCUAUGUUCGACUCUGGGACUGGGACCAAUCGUGAGAUCGCGCACAAGAUACUUGAACAGUUCCGUACAAUGCCUGACAGUUGGAAACAUGUGACUGUAAUUUUAGCACAUUCAAACAAUUCCAAUACCAAAUUCUUCGCACUACAGGUACUACAGGGGUGUAUACAGACACGAUGGAACAUAUUGCCUCUGGAAGAACGGUUAGGUAUACGCCGUUACGUUUCGGAGAUGGUUGUAAACUUGAGCAUGGAUGACGAGGCUUGUAACCGUGAGAAGCACUUUUUGACCAAAUUAAACGAGACCUUGAUACAAAUUGUUAAACGGGAAUGGCCAGAUCGAUGGGAAGACUUUAUACCAGAGAUUUGCAGAGCAUCACAAAUUUCACAGAGCCUUUGUGAAAACAGUAUGAGGUUACUUAACAUGCUGAGUGAAGAAUUGUUCGACUUUGGGGAGGACCAUAUGCAAAGCCGCAGAGUACAACAGUUAACAGCUCGUAUGAGUGCCGAUUUUCGAAAUAUAUUCGAUAUAUGCCUAUUUGUUAUGCAAACUGCAAUUAAUAAUCAAGAUACCAUAAGAGUAUCCUUGAUGAAACAAACGUUGAAAUGCUUGGCGCACUUUUUGAAAUGGAUUCCGGUCGGCUACAUAUUUGAGCAGUACACACACAACAAUGGAAGCGUUAUAUUGGUUGACCUUCUACUCGAUCACUUUUGGGAUCCCAUUAUGUAUCGUGUUGAGUGUACCAAGUGCUUGACAGAGAUUGCCAGCCUAUCACUUUCUUCGCAGGAAUUGCAGCUGUUUGGAGUACGUAUAGCUAACAUGUGGCCGAAACUAGUGGCUAAAAUGUCAUCAUUACCACAAAAUUCAAUGAGCUAUGACGAUCCGAACCAUGUAGCACCAAACAUGCGCUUAUUUUGGGAAACUUUCUAUACACAGUUUAGCAUAUGCUGUACCAACUUCCUGAAAAACUUCCGUGAAUCCAUUGUUGAACGAGAUAACAACAAUCACCAAUCGUUGAUAUAUGUAUUGGAGCGCUUAGUUCAAAUAACGGAUAUCAACCAUGAAGAGACAUUCAAGAUCUGUAUUGACUACUGGCAUACUUUUGUAACCUCCGUUAUGCGUGAAGUUAAGGAUCAACAACGACGACACGCUGCUGAUCGUGGUAUUAUUAUCCGUGAAGGCGGAGAAAUUGAAACUUUCCAUCCACAGCAUAUCAACUUGAACCAGACAUAUGAACCCAGCCGUUUAGUUAUAUACCGUACUGUUUUGGUUGAGUUGCAAAAGGUAUUGAUUAAGAGGAUGGCAAAACCACAGGAAGUAUACAUUCUAUAUGAUGCUGACGCUUGUGAAGUUACUAGGGAAUAUAACCCUAAUACAGCAGAAAUUGCACUUUACAAUAGAAUGAAAACGGUAUUGAUAAUGUUAACUACAUUGAUACCGGAUGAUACGGAACGCAUUAUGAUGGAUGUGCUUGACCAUGAAAUGGAGCUUGCAAAUUCCGGCAGUAGACAUGAUACCUGGGAUCCUACAAUACUCAACCGUCUUUGUUACAGUGUCGGUUCCAUUUCUGGAGUUAUGAAUGAAACUGUAGAGAAACGUUUCUUGGUACUGAUCAUCAAAUGUUUACUAAACAUUUGUGAGGUAAAGACCGCUACAGGGGAUAAGGCUAUUGUGGCUUCGGAUAUCAUGUACGUUGUAGGUCAGUAUCCACGUUUCUUGAAGAAUAAUUGGAGGUUUCUGUGUACUGUACUGAACAAGUUGUUCGAAUUCAUGAGGGAGACUUUUCCCGGGGUACAGCAGAUGGCCUGUGAAACCCUCUUGAAAAUCACACAUUCAUGUAAAAAGGCUAUAGCUACACAAAAUUCUACAAAAGGACCUUAUGUAGAAGAACUGAUACAGUUACGUGAUCCUAUGACCAAUGUACUUGACGAGCGGUUGAUUCUAUGGUUUUACGAAUCCGUUGGUAACGUUAUAUCUGCUGUUGAUAUCAAUGCUCGUGAACAGACGAUUAGUAAGCUUAUGGAGCGGUGCAACCGUGAAUGGCAAGAGAUCAUGCCACAUUGCGGUAACCCGAACCUGUUAACCAAUGACCCUAACGUCUGGCGUGAACUUCAGAAUGAGGUGAUAUACCAGGUGGAAACUACCCGUUCCAUCAUUCAGCAUUUGCGCAUGAAUAACCGGGUUGCUAAGAGUACCGGGUUUGCCUACACCCAGCAACUAUUAUUGAUGUACCCGGGUAUAACACAUCUAUACAACAUCUAUACCUGUUAUAUCCAGCACGCGGUCCAAGCUGCGGGUCCGGCAUGUCUGAAGCACAACAAUGUGAACUUGAUGCAUCUGGUAAGGAGGUCGAUAUUACAUUUAUUGGAGACCUAUAUAUCUCAUCUUCCUAACAAGUUAACUCGUAGUUACUCAGAUCCUUCUGUAUCUGGUGGGAAUACUAUAGACGACGACGGUAUCGACCUUGAUCAUAUGGAUGAGCUUUCGGUUCGCAAUUACAACGACGUUUUGAACAAGCUGGUUAAUUCUAUAACCUCGACGGUUCUUGUAACGUACCGUAACUCGUUAGCUGAAACUCGCGAUCAUGAGGUGAUAUGUUUGGUCACCACAUUGAUCGAGAAGCUGGGUAACAACGGGGCACCAGUCCUCCCACAGAUUUUCGAGCAGAUUUUUGACUGCACCCUUGAUAUGGUGAAAAUGGACUUCCACAGUUUCCCGGAACAUCGUGAGCAGUUUUAUGAGAUGUUACAGAAAUGCACUAAAGCGUGCUUCGAAGGUAUACUAUUAUUACCUAGUGAGCGUUUACGUGCCUACGUGAUGUCGUUGAUUUGGGCCUUCAAGCACGAGCACCCAUCUGUGGCGGAGAAGGGUCUAACAGUAGUUCGUGAAUUUUUGAAUAACCUCAUGUUAUUGGAUCGUCGUCAGGAGAGUGCACAUCGUUCUACUGGUGUGCAGCAUAUGUCUGCAGUACUAAGUUUCUGCCAAAGCUACUACUAUUUGCUAUUGAAGGAGACUCUGAGUGUGUUAACAGACACUUUGCACAAAUCUGGUUUCCGUUUACAGACUGAGAUUUUGCGUAUACUUAUCCGCUUUAUGGAGUAUGGUACGGUAAACGACCCUGGUUCUGAAUUAACACGUGUCCAUGUGAUGAAAUUUUUGGUUGAUUUGAUAAGUCGUAGUUUCGUCACAUUGAACAUAAAACAGGUUGAAGCUUUUGUUGUGGACCUCUUUAACUUUGCUGGCGAGACCAUUGCGGAUCAGAGCGACUCAUUGAACUACAACGGUCAGCCUAUGAAAUUCCAAACCCAUGUGAAAGACUUUCUACUUUCAUUAAAGGAGUUUUCGGGUUCUGGUGAAGACUUUGACCGUAUAUUCGAGCAAGAGCGUCAAAACGCGAUAGACCGUGCUCGUGUGAUAGAGCAGCGUAAGCAGCACCAGCAGUUGCAGCCGACGAAGGAGGUUGCGUUGGACUAG